Molecule: messenger RNA, 429 nt
Organism: Miscanthus lutarioriparius
Lineage: Eukaryota; Viridiplantae; Streptophyta; Magnoliopsida; Poales; Poaceae
Source: the annotation of a GenBank genome assembly
AUGGCGGAAGCAAGGAGCACCGGGUCUCUCCUGGUCCCUAACGUGCAGGCCCUCGCAGAAACUUGCAACGGGACUGACGGGCAGGUACCUGGGAGGUACCUCAUCGUCGACGCUGGCUCUGAGACCGAGAAGGUCGUCGCCGAUAGGGCUUCGGCGAUCCCAAUCAUCGAUCUCCGUAGGUUGCUCGACCCGCGGUCAUCGCCGGAGGAGUGUGCCAAGCUUGGAUCUGCCUGCCACGACUGGGGUUUCUUCCAGCUCAUCAACCAUGGACUACCAGACGAAGUGAUCGGAAACCUGAUGCGUGACGUAGCUGAGUUCUUGAAGCUGCCACUAGAAGCCAAGAAGGAAUGGUCAAAACAACACGACAGCGUCGAAGGUUACGGGCAGGCGUUCGCUGUUUCCGAGCGUGUCUACGUGGUUAGACUGUAG